CAGCUCAGUCAGCACUACAGAUGUGUAUAAGAAAUUGAUUUUGGCAUUUCUGACAUAUGCCAACCGGGACCAGACAAAAUGUUCAAGUUGGUGAUUCUUCUGUGGAUCGUGGGGCAGGUCUCCACAGCUUGUGCCACAUCUGACAAACUAGUGCAAGGCAUAGUGGGCCAGUCCGUGCAAUUACCCUGCUCCUAUGGAACACAGGAUGGCAGAAGGGAAGUAUGCUGGGGAAGGGGCAGAUGCUCUAUUUUUAACUGCGGUGACGAAAUUCUCCAAACCGAUGGGUGGAAGGUGACCUCUAGGAAGUCACCAAAAUACCAACUCAACAGUCCUCUCAGUCAAGGGAAUGUGACCCUCACGAUCAUGGAUGCCAACGAAGAUGAUAGUGGUGCAUACUGCUGCCGGAUAGUAGUCCCUGGAUGGUUCAAUGACAUAAAAAAUAAUGUGAAUCUGCAGAUAAGGAAAGGUUCUCUUGUGGACGUCUCUUGGGUGUGAGUUUUCCUUUCCUGCCAUCAGCCGGUGUUGUUUCUUUCAAUUUCUGUUGGGGUAUGUACUUAAGAGGCUGGUAAUGGCAGUCUGUGUGAAAGGGAAACCUAGAGAAACAACAACAAUAAAAUAUGAAGGAAUGCAGGGGUAUGUACUAGCAACGCUUUGCAAUUGUCUGCUGUGAUAUGCUGCGUAGUUUGUAACUGUAGGCUGUACUUUAGGGGGAGUUAGUGCUUGGACAGCUAGUCUUUCCAGGCUCUACAGAAUGGUGGUAGAUUUGUAGCAUAAGGGAGCAAGUUUUGCUUACAACUUAUGGCAGCAACAAAGAUGUAACCAUGUCGAGGCACAGAGACCAGCACGAGGGAUCGUCCAUCAUCCAACUGAUGGGCGAGAGGAUCGGACAUGGGGACAACACAAUCUGACCAACCAACCACAGAAAGACACAGAUGGCAGGAGGACCAGUGGAUCCCCAGCUGGGACACAGGCAACCACUGGGAAUGAGGGAGGGUUUAUGAGGAUGGGUGGAUUGGUGUGCAUUCUCCAGUAGUUACAGAAGGUUCAUCCCUAUCUAUUGGGCACACAACUGGUGUAGCACUCUUCCUUGAUAUGUGACAAAAAUAAAGCUGCUUUUUGCUGCUUCUGA
Messenger RNA from Tachyglossus aculeatus (Australian echidna), 1129 nucleotides. Its product is annotated as T-cell immunoglobulin and mucin domain-containing protein 4-like. The record is from RefSeq and is a predicted model, not a curated record. The transcript has 3 exons. Bases 79 to 495 code for a protein of 138 amino acids. Lineage: Eukaryota; Metazoa; Chordata; Mammalia; Monotremata; Tachyglossidae.